ACCUCCAGAGAUCAACCCAUACGACCACCGAGGAUACAAUCUGUAGCUAACUAGCCAUGUCGAGCCAUAGAUCUUGUGCCCUGGUUCUCGCCUGCGCCGCUCUCAUGGCGGCGGUGGCCGGCGCCACGCAGUACAACGUCGGCGGCGACAAUGGCUGGGCCGUGCCCGGCGCCGGUGCUGAAUCCUACAAUACCUGGGCAGAGAAGACCGGCUUCCAGAUCGGCGACCAGCUCCUGUUCGUGUACCCCAAGGACAAGGACUCGGUGCUGCUGGUGCAGCCGGCCGACUACAACGCCUGCAACACCUCCUCCUACGACAAGCAGUUCAGCGACGGCAGCACCGUCUUCGACCUCGACCGCGCGGGCGCAUUCUUCUUCAUCAGCGGCGUCGACGCCAACUGCCGCGCCAACGAGAAGCUCAUCGUCAUGGUCUCCGCAGCCGCCGCCGCAAAGGGCGCUCCAGCGCCGAGCCAGGGCUCGCCUACAACGACUACUCCACCGCCAUCUCCUCCCUCAAGCAGUGACGCCGGCGGUGCCGCACAGUCUCCGCCUUCUUCCCCCAAAACUCCAGCCACGCCAAACGCUCCGGCUGGCGCCAGUAACUCCACGGCGGCCAAGGGCACGCCUCCUGGAGCAGCCAACGGCGCCGGUCUCACGGUGGCAGGCCUCGCUGGCUCGUUCGUGGCAUGGGUUGGAUACGCCAUGCUUGCUUUUUAGUGCUGCAUUGCAAAAGUGAUCUAGCACCGGCCGGUCUUUUACGUUUUAAAGGGCGAAAUGAGCUUUGCACUGUAAAGGCAAUGUGUCUUUCUCCUAGAAUUCUUUUCCGUUUGGAUCAAUGACAAAUGCAAUAUGACUGUUUCAAAAUGAAAUACUAAUAAACACACGAUA
Lolium perenne is the source of this 887-nucleotide messenger RNA. Its product is annotated as early nodulin-like protein 18. NCBI's taxonomy places the organism in Eukaryota, Viridiplantae, Streptophyta, Magnoliopsida, Poales, Poaceae. Gene Ontology annotation, molecular function: electron transfer activity. Gene Ontology annotation, cellular component: plasma membrane. The record is from RefSeq and is a predicted model, not a curated record.